This is a messenger RNA of Colletotrichum godetiae, 996 nucleotides long. RefSeq names its product short-chain dehydrogenase. The transcript has a single exon. NCBI's taxonomy places the organism in Eukaryota, Fungi, Ascomycota, Sordariomycetes, Glomerellales, Glomerellaceae. Bases 1 to 996 code for a protein of 331 amino acids. The record is from RefSeq and is a predicted model, not a curated record.
AUGGCUCCCACAUACAACAACGAAACCAGAGCUAGUGACCUCAUCACAGUCUACGCCCCUCACAUCGCCGGCAAGACGAUACUUAUCACGGGAGUCUCCCCAGGCAGCAUCGGCGACAGCUUCGUCAAGCAAGUCGCCGCAGCCAAGCCAGCUAUAUUCAUCCUAGCCGGCCGCUCACCCUCAAAGUUCCAACCCCUCAUCGACGAACUCGCAACCACACACCCCGACAUCAAUGUCAAGCCCUUAAUUCUAAACCUCACCUCCUUCGCCAACGUCCGCAAGGCAGCAGAAACAGUCACCUCAUGUGCAGAUGUCCCCCACAUCGACCUCCUCGUCAACAACGCCGGCAUCAUGGCCUCAGCCUACAGCCUGACUGAAGACGGCUUCGAAAGCCAAUUCCAGACAAACCACCUAGGCCACUUCCUCUUCACCAACCUCAUCAUGCCCAAGAUCCUCGCCUCUGCCUCGCCGAGAAUUGUCAACAUCAGCAGCAACGCCCAUAGACUCGGCCACGUGCGCUGGACGGAUUAUAACUUUAACGAGGGCAAGCACUACGACAAGUGGAUGGCCUACGGGCAAUCCAAGACGGCUAAUAGCCUCUUCUCCAUUGCCCUUGCCGAGAGGCUGGGCUCGUCGAGGGGGUUGACGGCGUUCAGUCUCUGCCCGGGGUACGUCCCCACGAACCUUGCCGCGCACGAGGCGCACGACUUCCCUGGGUUCCUGGAGGCCCUGCGUAAGGCCGACGUGGUGGUGGGGAGCAAGUAUAUGUGGGGGAUGGGGGAUAUUAAGCCCAAGGAUAUGGAUCAGGGAGCCGCGACGCAUGUGUUUGCGGCGUUUGACCCGGCGCUGAGGGAGAAGAAUGGGGAAUUUCUUACUGAUUGUCAUAUUGCAGACCCGUGGAAGGAGGAGAUUUAUCCCUGGGCUAGGAGUAAGGUUGACGCGGAGAUGCUGUGGGUUUUGAGCGAGAAGCUUGUUGGGCAGGAGUUUAGCUACUGA